AUGUCACCUUUCAACCUCGAAACGUGUGCGCGCCCCAAUAUUCUGGCCCUCGAGCCUUAUCGCUGCGCAAGAGACGACUACAAAGACGACGGAACAAACGUCCUCCUCGACGCAAAUGAAAACGCCUACGGGCCCUCGCUGCAGUCCGACUUCGAGGCCGGCAACCUGGGCAUCGACUUCCAAGGCCUGAACCGCUACCCGGACCCUCACCAGCCGGAACUCAAGCAGCUCCUCUGCCGCCUGCGCAACACCCACACCCACACGACCAAGGACCUCACACCCGCCAACCUCUUUGUCGGCGUCGGCAGCGACGAGGCCAUCGACGCCCUCCUGCGCUGCUUCUGCGCCCCAGGAAAAGACCGCAUCCUGACGUGCCCGCCCACCUACGGCAUGUACUCCGUCUCGGCGCAGAUCAACGACGUGAGCAUCGUCAAGGUCCCGCUCAAGGCCGCGCCCGAGUUCGGCAUGGAUACGGACGGCAUCCUCGCCGCGCUGAGCGAGCCGGACAACAACAUCAAGCUCGUGUACCUCUGCACCCCCGGGAACCCGACCGGCUCCGUGCUGGCAAAGGAGGACGUCCAGCGCGUGCUGGAGCACCCGACGUGGAACGGCAUCGUCGUCCUCGACGAGGCCUACAUCGACUUCGCGCCCGAGGGCAGUUCCAUGGCCGAGUGGGUGCUCGAGUGGCCCAACCUCGUCGUGAUGCAGACCCUCUCCAAGGCGUUCGGCAUGGCGGGCAUCCGACUCGGCGCCGCGUUCGCUUCCCCGCCCGUCGCGCGCCUGCUCAACGCCAUGAAGGCACCGUAUAACAUCUCCACGCCGACCAGCGCGCUCGCGCAGUACGCCGUCUCGGACAAGGGGUUGGCCGUCAUGCGGGACAAUCGCGCCAAGAUCCUGACGCAGCGGGAUCGUAUUAUUGCCGAGCUUCCCAAGGUCUCGGGUGUCGGCAGGUUGCGCGGCGGCACGGAGAGUAACUUUUUGCUGUACGAGAUGCUGGAUGCUGCGGGCCAGCCGGACAACGUCACGGCGCUGGCUGUGUAUGAGCGCCUUGCGGAGAACAAGGGCGUCGUGGUGCGGUUCCGUGGUAAGGAGCACGGCUGCCUGGGCUGUUUGAGAAUUACGAUUGGUACCGAGGACGAGGUAACGAGGUUCCUUGCUUCUAUUGCCAAGGUUCUGGCCGAGGUGCGCGGUGCUGGGCGGCAGCCGGACGAGGAGAAGAAGGAGGCGGCGGCGAACGGGGUGGUUGCAUAG
Molecule: messenger RNA, 1251 nt
Organism: Colletotrichum acutatum
Lineage: Eukaryota; Fungi; Ascomycota; Sordariomycetes; Glomerellales; Glomerellaceae
Product: histidinol-phosphate aminotransferase
Exons: 2
Coding region: 1-1251 (416 amino acids)
Biological process (GO): L-histidine biosynthetic process
Molecular function (GO): pyridoxal phosphate binding; L-histidinol-phosphate:2-oxoglutarate transaminase activity
Source: RefSeq, a predicted model, not a curated record